Molecule: messenger RNA, 2646 nt
Organism: Eimeria maxima
Lineage: Eukaryota; Apicomplexa; Conoidasida; Eucoccidiorida; Eimeriidae
Product: RRM domain-containing protein, putative
Exons: 24
Coding region: 1-2646 (881 amino acids)
Biological process (GO): RNA processing
Cellular component (GO): nucleus
Molecular function (GO): RNA binding
Source: RefSeq, a predicted model, not a curated record
AUGUCGGAUCGUAGGGGCGGACGCAGAGGGGGUGCAGGAGAGCCCGAGACGGCUCGUGUAUAUCAGGAGUUCCUGAAGACAUUCCAACCAGAAGACCCUUCUGCGGACAAGACUUUUAUUAGAGGUGGUGUGAUGAAUGCGGGCUCGGGCCAGAUUGCCCUAGACAGUAAAAAGGGUUCGUUGUGGGUUCCGAGUAGCGCCCCUAAGUCGGCUGAGGCGGCAGCUGCAGCGGCUGCUGCCGCUGCUGCAGCAGCUGCUGCGGCAGGCAGCGGCAGCAGCGCCCAGUCCCCAGCCCCCAAGCGCAUGCCAGCCCGUCCUGGACAGAAGCGGGAGAUAGACUCUUUUCUCGAAGAGAUUAAAAAGCGUCAAGAGUUGCAAGGCCAGAAGCGGCGACUCUACGAGAGGCUAAACCUAUCCCGCACAGAGGAAGAACGAUGCGCUCUUCGCUUCCAAAUAGCGGCACUGGAGAACGCGACAAGGCCCCGUGGGGCCCCCCCCAUCGAUUUGGAGAAGGAGAGCUCAACGAAUUUGUAUCUGGGAAAUUUGUCACCUGAGAUAACGGAGGAGUUUCUCUGCCAGCAAUUCGGGAAGCACGGGGUCAUUACCAGCGUUAAGAUUAUGUACCCACGAACAGAAGAAGAGAAACGCCGGAACAGGAAUUGCGGUUUUGUUUCCUUCGAAACCAGGCCUCAAGCUGAAUCUGCAAAGAAUAGCCUAGACGGGAAGUCUUUCUAUGGAAUGGUGAUCCGCAUUGGGUGGGGAAAGGCCCUACGACCUUCUUUUGGCGCCACUCCUGCUGCCAUGAGCAGCGGAUUCUCGGAUUCUCCAUUCCCAUCUGCGGGCUUCUCUCCACCUCCCCAAACGAACUUCACCGCGGAGGCCCCAGCAGCGACUCCCACUCCUCCCCCUCCUCCCGAGGCGGAGAUGGUGGAGGUGCAAGUGCCUAAGGACCGCAAAGUCAAGAUGAUGAUUGACUUGUUGGCGAAAUACGUAGCAGAGGAAGGGCAUGUAUUUGAGCAGCAAGUGAUGGAGAAGUUCCCUCCAGACAGCGGCCGUCUCAGCUUCAUCUAUGAAAAGGAUUCGCCAGACAACAUUUACUACAGGUGGCGAGUGUACGCAUUCGGGCAGGGAGACACUUUGAAGGCCUGGCGCCUAGAGCCUUUCUACAUCUACUCGGGGGGCAGGCGGUGGGCACCUCCGCCUGAGAAAUACUUUCAGCAACCGGCUAAGAAAAAGGCAGAGGCAGCAGAAGAACGGAGCCUCCGUGCAGCUGCUCGCGGGGGUGAACGUCUGAGUGCAGCGGACCGAGAGGAACUGGAGGAGUUGCUACGCAACAUAACUCGGGAUAGGGCGUCGAUAUGCGCGGCGAUGUCCUUCUGCAUGUCCCACGGGAACAGCAGCGCGGAAGUCUGCAACUGCUUGACGGAGUCGUUGACGCUACCGGACACUGCCCUGACAAUGCGGUUGGCUCGGAUGUACCUCUUGUCGGAUUUGCUGGCAAAUUCCAGUGCACAGACGGCGCACGCCUGGACCUACAGACAUCACCUCGAGAAGCACUUGCCAUUCAUUGCGGAUCGCUGGAGCAAAGUGCUGGAGGACCUCCGUUUGGGCGUUGGUGUUGGGGGGGCUAGUCCGCGGACCCAACAAGAGCAGUGGCAAGGAGUCGAGAGGGCUCUCUACAAGAUGACGAAGUUGUGGGAGGCCUGGGGUGUAUAUCCACCUGCGUUUCUUAGGGGCAUCGAGGCCACACUCUGCGGCCGCGACAUUACAGCAACAAUUCUGGACCCCGAAGCAGCCGCAGCAGCAGCAGCAAAGUGUGAGGCUGCUGCAUUAGAACUUGCAGACCCUCAACUGGAUGGAGAGCCUUUGGCGGAGAACCUCAGGCCCCUCAUCGCGCAAUUCCCCCUUUGGUUGCGACCUUCUGCAAUGGAGUGGUUGCUGCUCGACCGAUACCAGUUAGACAGGCUCUGCCAGCAGCGGGGACUGGGAGUGUUACCUUCCCGCAGCAGCAGCAGCAGCAGCAGCGAAAGACGACAGAAGCAGCUCCUGCAGCUGGCGCGGCAGGAGCUAUACUGGAAACUAAAACAAGAGGCAGCAGAGGUACCGCUAGACGUGCUUCUGGAGGCUCAGGCAGCUGCCGCAGCAGAGCGUCAAGCAGCCGCUGCUGCUGCAGCGAUCCCACAGGAGGUGACGCCAGUCAUUGAAGCCCCGGAUGGGUCUACCGGUACGCAGGAGGGCGGCACGAAGCAGCAUGGCGACGAGGAGCAGAACCAAGACGACGUGGCAAGCGAGGCGUCAGACAUUUUUGUCUUUGAGAGAGAAGAGGAGCAACCACAGCAGCAGCAGGAGGAGGACGACGAAGGUGCAGCAGCAUCAGCAGUAACCGCAGCAGCAGCAGCAACGGAGUCUCAAGAGGCCCGGGAGUCUGACAGAGAGCGGAUGCGGGCCAUAGAGCUGAAGGUCACCGAGCUGCAGGUUCAGCUUGAGGAUCAGGGUGUCUCUAAGGAUGAAAUCGCCAGCCGCUGCGACGCCCUCAGGCAAAAGCUUCUUGAGGAGCAUAAGACCACAGAAGAGGCGGCCAAGCGAAAAACGGGGAAGAACCGUGACCGAAGUAGCUCUCCCCACAGCAGUCGCAAGAAGGCGUGA